CAAGAUGGCCGUUCUUUAGUGCAAAAUAUAACUUCUUGCACGUGGAAAUAAACUUAACUUUAAAGCCUCUGGAACUGUACAAAUUUGUCAAGAAAUACUAUUCUUGCUUUCUUUUAAAGGCAGAGGUAAUUUUGUCAUUUUUUUAGUGCGAGAAGGGCCUUGUUUAGUUGCAUAAAUUGUAGUGAUAAAUAUUACUUUCUUUUUUUAUAAUAAAACUUCAGUCCUUUAUUUACACGGUCUUUUAUAUGUUUUUGUUUUAGGUUUUGGUGCCGCGAGUUCAUUUAACUGUUGCAGACAAUUGUGUUCACAUCUAUUAGCCUUUAUAUACUAUGGUAUGAGGAUAAAUUUGGAAUGCAGCUAUUCAUUUUGCUGUUUGAUGUUUUAUAGUUUAGUAUAAAUAUAUGGAUAUAUAAAUAUACGCAUAUUUCAGGGUUAGAGGCAAAUGUUUGUUCAUUGUCUGAAGGAUUUUAAGGCAAACAGAAAGGAGUUAACAAUCCAGUUCUGCUGUAGGAAGUCUGCGCAGCGCGAUUGUGCUUGUCUGAAGCUAAUUUCGGCAUACAAUAGUCAAUUGUACGUCUGUAUGCCUAUGUCACAGAAUAGGGUACACAGAAAGCUGACUUCUUGGUUUUCCUAUGAUUUUGGCGUAACCCGUAAUUUGUCUUCAAAUGCUGACAGCCUGACACCAUGGUCCUAGCCAGUGCGUGUUUGAGAGGCAUUCACCCCCCUGAUAAUAUUCAAAAUGGCAGACGUCCAGGGGGGGAUGCCUCUCAAACAUGCACUGGCUAGGACCUUGGCGUCAGCAUUUUGAUGAUGAAUCAUGGUGUGGCAGCUGUUACUCGAGUCGACCUUCUGUGUACCCUAAUUCUGUGCCUAUAUUUUAAGCCUUGCUACUGUAGAAUACCUUGUUCCUAGCCUGUGCCCCCCUCUCCCUGUAAUGUUUAAAUCAAGCAUUCUAUUUUGAAUGUUUAUGCAGGAGUGACUGCGUUUUGUUAGUGCACUGGCUAGCAAACCUAGAAACACUCCCCAAAAUCUAAAGUCCUAGCAAUUAAAGACCUUGCUAUUUGUUGAUGCAAGGACCUAAGGCCUAAAAAAAUACCUGUUUUCCGGUUCCCGACCGACCCUAUUUUUUUCUGCCGACCAUAUUAUUUUUUCAGACGUGAUUGACCGUGCAACCCUAUUUUCUCCCGGUGGUUGCAGGCUACUCGUACAGUGUGCAAAAUGGCCUAAAUUUGUCCAUAGGAAAUACACAACUCUAGUUAAUAUUGAUGUUGGGACUCUACUGCAAGUUGCCCAGCAAAAAAUCGCCAAAACCAUGAAAACAUAUUUUUAAAAAAAUGUAUUUCCUACCCUAAUUCUUCACAAUAUGAAACCGGAACCACUACACUUUAUCAAUUUUAGUUAUUUCAACUUAUUAUUGAUGUUUUAUUUAGUCUUCAGGUCUUCCUCCAACAUCCAAUCCAUCAGGAUUUCCCCCACCACCCAUGCCCCCCAUGAUCCCUGGCAUGAUGGUAAGCAUGGAUAAGUUAGGACAUCAGUAAGUUAGGACAUCGAUAAGUUAGGAUAUUAGUAAGUUAGGACAUGGAUAAGUUAGGAUAUUAGUAAGUUAGGACAUGGAUAAAUUAGGAUAUUAGUAAGUUAGGACAUCGAUAAGUUAGGAUAUUAGUAAGUUAGGACAUGGAUAAGUUAGGAUAUUAGUAAGUUAGGACAUGGAUAAGUUAGGACAUGAUCUCAAAACAUCACUAAAUGUAUGCAAAAUUUGAAACUGGUAUCAUUAGGAUACUAGGAUAUUGCAAAUCUCAAACCCUGCUUCCACAUGUUAAUGCAAUCUGCCACGCUUCCUAUGCAUGACUUUCAACCUCCAGUGUUGUAAAAGCGAGUCUUGUCAUCUCUUUCUAGAUGCCACCGAAUAUGAGUGCAAUGCCACCGGCAGGAUUUAUGCCACCGGGGAUGCCUGGUUUUCCAGGGUUACCUCAAGGAGCCGGCUUUCCCCCAAUACCGGGCAUGCCAAUGUUCAACCCUCAUGUAAUGCAAGCAGCAAUGGCCAGUGCCUUCCAGGCGGCCAUGCCUGGCCUUCCUACAACCGUCCCCAGUGCAGGUUGGUUUUUUCACAAUUUUUGCCGACCGAGGGGCAAAAGAUCCAAAGGGUGAAGCCCUUGGAAUCUUAGCAAUGUCAACCUUCACCUUUUAGAGCAGCUCAAAUUGAAACAGCUUAAAAAGUAUGUUUAGUGCUAUAUUUGUAAAGUAAUGCUAAAAUCAGGAGAUUUUAGAUGGCAUGCCGAAGAGAAAAUGAUGUCUGAAGUUCAGUAAGUUUUGCUUAUAUUGCUGUAUAAGUAUGGCGUCAAUUUUACAGCAUCAAUGAUAAUUGUAUUUAAGUUAACAAUAUUUAACUGUUAUUUUGUGUUUCUCAACCACCAGAUACAUUUAAAAAGGUUGCUAAUUGUGUAAAUUACAAAAUAAAUCUAAAACAAAGUAAUUCGAGAGGAAUGCUAAAACGAUUUUAGGUUUCAAACACUUUUUAUCAGAAGUACAACUCGCAACAUUGAUCGGUUGAGUAUGAUUGAGUUUUGAGUCCGUUUCCUCUGCUUUUAUUGACAAUGGUUGCCUGUUCUUUCUAUGUAGUCCCAGCAAUUCAACAACCAGCUCCGAUGCCAAAACCAGCCUCGCCUGUGCCAGAAACUCCCCAGGCUCCCGUGGCUGAAAUGAAAGAUGAGAAAAGUCAAGAAGAAUUGGAAAAAGAAGAAGAACGCAAGAGACUACGUGAAGAGAGAGUACGUUCUAACUUCGCUCUCAUAUUCGCUCUCGUAUUCACCUGAGUACAAUUAAAACCAACACACACAAAAAAUAUCAUUGAAUUUUAUUAUUUGUGAGAUCCACUUUAACAUUAUUGACCUUGUUUUAUCCACCCGCAUAGAAAAAGGCUGCGAUGGUUUGGAGUGAGCAUAAAGCACCAGAUGGAAGAACAUACUACUACAACUCAGAGACAAAACAAUCAUCAUGGCAGAAACCUAAUGACUUAAAGACAAAUGCAGAGGUGAUGUUUUGAUGUCUGCAAAGGCUGUGCCAUAUCACCCAGCCACAGGCUCACGAUACAGUUACACCAUAGAUAUCUUAUAUAGACUAGAUAGCACAUCUCUUUUAGUAAAAUUGAAGCCAAGAAUAUUCCAGCGGUUACCCCCAUUUGAAUAGAUGGCGGCCAUGUUGAAGUUAAUAAACGCUUAAAAGACAACAAUAACUUUCAUCAUUUGAAUAGUUUGAAAAUGUAUUUGAAAUAGGUUUAACUUAAUGUUUAAGUUCUCUGUUUAAGAAAUAGAAAACAUACGAAUCUUCUCAUUUCAUGGGAAUAUCUGCAAUCACGGCUUCAAUUUUUGAAUUGCAGAAUAAUUAGAUGCACUAUCUAGUGUAUAUUAUAUAAGAUAUCUAUGAGUUACACAUACUCACAACUGAGGUCGAAAGGCCCAUUUCCAGUCAGGAAAUUUUUUCACAGAAAGAAAAAUGUGGAAAAUGUGGAAAAUGUGGUUGGCCAAAAUGGAAAGUUUUCAACUUUGGACAAUGAUAUUUUCGGGAAAUUUUCAGUCUAUGGAAAUUUUUCUUCAAGAGUGAAAAUGGGCCUUUAGGGUUAGCUUUUGAGGAAGGGAAACCAGAGUAUAUACUCAGCGAAUAAAACCUUACAAAUAGUAAUACAGUGAUAUUUUGAUCUUUAUGAAAUCAAAUUUUUAUUUUUUUAGCGUCUUCUUGACUCGUGUCCGUGGAAGGAACACAAUGCUGAAGGAGGUCGUAUAUAUUAUCACAAUAGUGAAACUAAAGAAUCUACAUGGACGAUACCGAAAGAAUAUGAAGAAUUAAAAGGUACAAUUAUAUAUCUUGUAUACAAAUCCCGCUGUAAGAAUUAAAAGGUACAAUAUAUCGUCUGUACAAAUCCCGCUGCAGUCAGGUCACUUGCUAAAUGUGUUCAGGAAAAGCAAAGCAGCAUCAACUGAAAAUUAUGUUUUAUUUUCCAGAGCGUAUCAAAGUUGAAGAAGAGCUGGACGAGUAUGUUGUUUAAUAUUUAGAACUUGAAAAUGCACUUGUUCGUAAAACGCAGUCAACUCAGAAACUGCAGCUCAGAAAACUUGGGCCUGAUAGGGAUACAACUACCUGAAAAAUACAAGGAGAACUUCGACGUUUCGAGCAAAGGGCCUUCGUCUGGAAAUUAGUAAAAGGACCUUCGCUGGAGUCAAAGUUCUUCUUGUAUUUUUCAAGUAGCUGUAUCCCUGCCAAUCCGAAGCAUUCUUAUUGCCACGACCUACAUUGGUACAGACGCGACUUUCAAGUCAGAUAUACAUGUAUGCCUACUGCAGCUCACAUGAACAUUGGUUGUCUGUUUUAGAGAGGAACGAAAGAGAGAUGAAGAAAGAGAAAUAGAAGAACAGAAAGCAAAAGAAGAGAAGGAACAGGCUGAAGCUGCGAGUGUUACACAGACUGAUGGACCUCAGGCUGCCCCUACUGCAAGGUAUGACCAAUAUGGGAGAUUUUCUUAAUUUUGAAUGAAAUAAGUUUCAAAUAAAAUAGGUACUUUUACCAAGGAUGGAUGGAAACUCAGCUAUAUAUCUUAUCCCUUCAAAUUCCGUUUUCAAAUGCCAGAACUUGGCCAGUAUUGGAGAUUUUCUUAAUUUUGAAUGAAUUCGAAUAAGUUUAAAAUAAAAUAAAGCACUUUUACCAAGGAUGAAUGUAAACUCAGAUAGAUACAGUAUCUUACCCAUCAUCAACAAGGUUAUCAAAAGCACAGUUCAGCCUUUUGAAUGAUGAUUUUUAAGGCGCAUUUCAGCCCUUUUAAUUGAAAAAACUAGGAAAAUCAAUUAUGCAUAAUUCAGGAUCAGUAAACUCAAUGUUUUUAACAUUUUAAACAUUUUUAUUGUUAAAAAACAUUGAGUUUACUGAUCUUGAAUUAUGCAUAAUUGAUUUUCCUAUAGUUAGUUUUUUCAAUCAAAAGUGCUGAAAUGCGCCUUAAAAACCAUCAUUCAAAAGGCUGAAUUGUGCCUUUAAAAUCUUUUCUUAUUGCACGUUACUUGUGCUGGUGUAUUUUCAAAGACCAAUCAUUAUUUUGACAUACAAGCAAAUCUUGUACAACCAAGCAGGGGCAAGAAACCAAAACUAAACUAUGGUUUCAUAAAAUAUCUCUCUGUCCUCAGCGCUGUCACGACAACUGAUGCUUCGUCAUCACCGGCUGCUUUGACGCCAAAGAAAGAUUACGUUUAUGAAACGAAAGAAGAAGCGAAACAAGCUUUUAAAGAACUUUUAAAAGAAAAGGUAAUUACUAAUUUUAUAUACCUAUAAGUUUUUGUUUUGGGCAUUGUAUGGAGCAAGGUGGCCCACUAAUCGGAAAGGAAAUCCCAUAUAAACAGUCCCUGGUUACCAAUCGAUCAUUUUUGGUCAUCUUUCUUUGUCAGGGUGUUUCGUCUGCGAUGAACUGGGACAAUGCAAUGCGAAUGAUCGUCGCUGAUCCGAGAUAUGGAGCUCUGAAGAAAAUGAACGAAAAGAAACAAGCAUUUAAUGAAUAUAAAACACAACGAGCUAACGAAGAAAAGGUAUGAGUUUGAUCACCUUUAUUUCAUAGAAACAGAAGGAUAACUUGGACGCUCAAAAUGUUUUAAAAUACCGAAAUGCAAGUUGACCACAAAGUCCACAAUUCAACUGUAAGUGAACUGCGGCUCAAACAUAAAGCCACGUAUAAACGAGCAAGUUUCCUUGACAACCUCAAUUUUUCGUAUGUACGGUCAACAUACGUUUUCCUUGACAAGUUUACUUUUUCGCGUGUGGUCAACAAGUUUACCUUGACAAGUUUACUUUCUCGUUUUCUUUCCUUGGCGGUCGUACACAAGAACAAAUUUUCCUUGACCAAAAGCUGACAUGACUAGCUUUUAGAACACGACUCCUUGGCAGGGAAAAAUGGUCAAUUUUUUGCCGCACACACGAGCAAAUAAAACUUGUCUCAACUUUUGGUCAAUCUUGCUGCCACAACUUAAUUUUCGCUGAAGUAUAGUAUUCCAAAGGCUGGUUUUCCAAAGGUCGUAGGUUCGAUUCCCACCGUGGCCAGGCAUAUUUUUCAAGCCUGCCCGGUGUGGAUAUAGACCCAUUGCACAUGACGUCACAGCGCCGGCGACGAUGCAUCUGGAGGACAAAUUAGCAAUCUAUGCAUAAUAUAACUUUUGUAAACAAAGCAAAUUUUGCAAAAGCUUAUAAUAAUUUUGUAUUAAAAUGUUUCAUUUUUGGGCUGUAUGUGGUUGUUGUACCCGAACAUAUAUUGUUAGGGAGCAUCUGGAGGACACUCUAAGGAUUUGUGUCGUCAGUGCAAAGGGUCUAUACACUCAGUGUAACAUUACAAGCAUCUUAUUCACCUGAGUACAUUGCACCAACACAGAAAAUAUCACGAAACAUUAUUUCUAAAAUUAAUCUGAAAUCCAAUUAUUCCAGGAAGAGCUUCGUCAGAAAGCACGACAAGCCCGCGACGACCUCCACAAAUUCCUAGAAUACCAUGCCAAGAUGUCAUCGUCAGUACGCUGGCAUCGCGCGACAGAAAUGUUUGAUGGCGAGCCAGCUUGGAACGCGGUGAAGGAGAGGGAACGCAAAGACGUGUUUGAAGAUGUCAUCUUUCUGCUUGCUAAGAAGGAAAAGGAGAGAGAGAAAGAAUUACGAGUGGAGAAUAGAGACUUCAUGAUCUCAGUUUUCAACGGCAUGCCCGAUGUCACCUACAGAACGACUUGGGUCGAAGUAAGCAUUUGGUAUUUCUAAAUAUUUUUUCUAAAACUUUCACCACGACAUGUCAGAACUCCGUUUUCAAAUGCCAGAACCCCCUUCAAAUGCCAGAAUUCCGUUUUCAAAUGCCAGAACUCCGGAGCUUCAAAUGCCAGAACUCCGGAGCUUCAAAUGUCAGAACACCGUUUUCAAAUGCCAGAACUCACUUCAAAUGCCAGAACUGCCUUUUCAAAUGCCAGAACUGCUUUUUCAAAUGCCCGAAUUCCGUUUUCUAGUGCCAAAACUCCCUUUUCAAAUGCCCAAAUUCCGUUUUCAAAAUGCCAGAACCCCGUUUUCAUAUGCCAGAACUCAAUUUUCAAAUGCCAGAACUCCGUUUUCAAAUGCCAGAACUCCAGUUUCAAAUGCCAGAAUUCCCUUUUCAAAUGCCAGAAUUCCCUUUUCAAAUGCCAGAACUCCAGUUUGGAAUGCCAGAACAACGUUUUCAAAUGCCAGAACUUAUAUAGCUUCGCUUUCAAAUGCAAAACUAGUUAGUAGCUCAGACUGGCCCUACCCUUACCUGAGUGACCUAAAUAUUACUCUAGGGACCCACUCCCAGUCCCACUGCAAACACACGUACUGGUGUGGGAGGAAACUGGAAAAUCCAGAGAUGGGCCGCGAUAUUCAGGCCAGAGUGUGAACUGAGAUUGUCUUUUUAGGCUCAAGAGCAACUACGAGACAUGCCUGUCUAUAAUGACGACGACAGAAUAAAAGGUACUGCUAUUAGUAGUUACAGUAAAUGUGGAGUAGAAAAUAUUAAUGUGGAGUCCAUUUUCCACCCUCGGUCUGAAUUUGUGUCCGAAGAGGCAUACCUUACAUCUGGCAGAUCAAGAGGCACAUUUUAAUGUUGGAGUCUAACCAUCAAACUGAGCUACAGAGACCACUUGUCGAGCUCUAACCACAAAUUAUACACUGGUUGGGUCUACUCUAAUAAGAAUAUAAAAUUCACAUUCGAAAUUUGCAUCUACGAAACUCUUCUACAGAUACCCUGAUAUUUCCCCAUAACCUUUCAACUGUAGUUUUUUAUGAUUAUUGGCAGACAUGGAUAAGGAGGACAUGUUGAUGGCGUAUGAGGAUCACAUCAGAGCUUUGGAACAGGAACAAGUGGAGGAAAAACAGAAAGAAAAGAAUAAGAAAAGAAGACAACAGCGAAAAAAUAGAGAAGGAUUUCUUGUAAGUUGAUUGAGGGUUGUUGCUUGUGUCGCUCAAAUUUUUGUCUCGUUCGGUUCCAUAUAAACAAGAAGAAAUGGGUUACUGGAGGACAAUCAAGGAUAUUACCCUUCUUACCAGAUCCAGGGUUCGUACUGACGUAUAAAACUUGAAUGUCCUUGAAUCUGACAACAAAAAUUCAAGGCCUUGAAUAUCCUUGAAAUAUCCUUGAAUUUAUAAAGAAGUUCUUGAAAAUCCUUAAAGACCAUGUAAAGUCCGUAAUGUAACAAACGCUUUGUUUACAUUUUGAACUCAGUACUACAGUUGUAAAAUAUGAUUAGAUAUAUAUUUUACUGAAUUUUUAACACUCUUCUGAUUGGCUAUGCUUGAAAAUGAAUGCAGACUAGAGAUUCAAUUCAAGAAAGUUCAAAAGAUACGAAAUAUUAACAACAUUACAACGGUCGGGUCCCGACCAUUGGAAUGUAAGCCUGCGCAGAACGUAUGCGCAGAACGGACUUUACAUGGUCUUUAAAUUCUUCUUGCUGAUUUUGCAUGUUCAUAUCUGACAAAGCUGUUUGAAAUUCAGUAAAGUUGUGCCCUUUUUGAACAAUUAAACGUCACAUUUUACUGAUUUUUAACGUCUCCUCUUCAGCAUUUAGUCUUUGAAUUUGCUGAUACAUGGCCUUUGUACGAACCUCACAUGUACAAACCCUGCUGAUCACUGUGUAAUUUUGGUGUACUUUUAGGCAUUACUGGACGAGCUCCAUGGCAGCAACCACCUCCAUUCAAUGUCGUUGUGGUCUGAAAUGUAUCCGACGAUUAGUUCUGAUCUGAGAUUUAGUAAGAUGCUUGGACAGCCUGGUAUGUUUACUCCAAUUAAUCAGGGGCCGGUUGUUCACAGCUGGAUUAGCGCAAGCUCUCGGUUAAAAUUGAACCUGCUGUUUUAGUUGAUGUAUUUCUGCACGUCUGUUUAUUUCAAAACUUCAGAAAAGAAAACUACCAAUCCAGAAGAGAUUUCUUAAGAAGAGAUUUCGCAAGAUUUUCACUCUUCCCAAAUAUCCCCUCCAGCCUACCUAAGUUGGGGGAACAGGGACACUAACCCACAUGCCUACAACAUUCACAAAGUGUACAAUGUGAAAAGGGACAUUGCACUUCCUACUGCUUUAGAAACCAGUAAUUCAUCUGUGUGAAAACUGAAAAGUACUGUAUAGCAAGAAUAUAUUACGCCAAUUGCUUCUUAUAUCCACAUAUUGGUUCCUGCUAUCGAGUUUUUAUUCUUCUUUAUAAUUGUAGGAUCGACUGCAUUGGAUUUAUUCAAGUUUUAUGUUGAGGACUUAAAGUCGAAGUUUAAUGACGAGAAGAGGAUUAUUAAAGAAAUAAUGAAGGUUUGUCAAGUUUGCCUUAAUAUUUGUCGGAAAUUAUUGGGGGGGGGGGGGGUUGCCCCUGCGGCCCUGCCCCCACCCAAUGUCUCCCACUGAUAUUUGUAGAAGAAGUCCUGCCACUUUAACCAGCACGGCAUUUAUGUUUGUUUUGAUCAACCAUUUUUAGGACGAGGAUUAUACAGUGGAAUUGAAGAGUAAAUAUGAAGAUUUCUACGCCUUGAUUCAAGCUGACGAUCGCUCGGCCACACUGGACCCUGGAAAUAUCAAAAUGACAUUUAAUAACGUUAGUACUUUAUUAUGGGUCUCUUAAGGCCCAUACAGACCUGACGCGAUUUGGCAACGCGACGCGAAUUUUCAGUUUUCAAUUACAUUUAACUGUAAUAUUUUUCAAUGUUUUUCAAAUAUUCGGAACCACUUAAGCAAUUUUAGCUGUUUGGUUUUUUGUUUAGGUUUGUGACAACUUGUGCGUUUUUACGUGUGUAGUUGACUCUUGGCUUUCCUUGUUUUAUUUCAGUUCCUGGAGAAAGCAGAAGCUCGUGAAAAAGAAAGAGUAAAACGAGAGGAAAGAGACGUAAGCAAAUAUUUUUAACAGACCCAGUGACGUUUGUAUUUUAUUUCUUCAUAUCCGAUUGUAUUAACUUUGAAUUGUUACAUUUUGUAUUUUUCUUCCAUAGCAACGUCGUCGCGAGACGUCGUUCAAACAGAUUUUAAAAAUUUCCACUCCUUCACUGGAUGAAAAUAGUUCCUGGGAUGAUGUAUGUUUGUUGAAUGUAUCUUCAAAUAUUUCUUAAAAUAUUGCAUACGUGCAGAUUUUAGUUUUAUGGAAAUAGUGAAGACAAGUUCACAUAAUUAUCAUGUUUCCACCAAACAAAAACAAUUAUACAAUUGAGUAUUUAUCUUAAAUGACUUCGGGAAAAUAUUUAACCAUACACUCUUAAUUGGGCCAUAGUUUUAAAUGACACUUCACAUCAAAUCUUCAAUCACUUUUCCGCAGUGACGAUUGUUUAUUUUUUUAUUAGGUACGCGAAAGAUUUGUCAGUGAACCAGCAUUCUUAGCGAUGACAGUGGAGUCUGAAAGAAUACGAUUGUUCAAGGAAUAUAUUUCUGCAUUACAACAGGUUAGAUGACGUGCGUUUGGUAAGUGUACAAAACAGACGUACACAGCUUCUCAACUUCUUUUGUUUAUUUGUGUAUUUCAGGAAUGUGGUCAUCACCACACGUCCAGAUCAACUCACAAGAAAACGAAGAAAACUAAAAAGCACAGAAAACGUUCAAGAUCACCGUCGGUACGAUUUUGUCUGUUUCAGUAUGGACGUCAUUACUUGGCUUGCUGUUACAGCAUAUUAUAUUUUUGUGGAGCCAUCUUAGUCUGGAAGAAGUUAUUUCGCUGACCUCAAAAUGACAUUUCGUUAAAACGUUUUUCUUCAAGAUUGGUUUGAAAACAAAGUUGGAGUAGGGUUCUAUAGGUUAGGAUUAGGGUUAAGGUUAGAAUUGGUGUUUGGAGUAGGGUUAGUGUUAGUAAAACCGUUGCUUUGUUACGUUUUGUCACUCUGAGGCCAAUUACAGCGCAGCAAUUAACUCCAGACUUAGAUAACAGACUCCACAUGAUUUUUGGAGUUGUUAGCCAGUUACUCCUACCCUGGAUCAGGGGUUUCCUGUUUCGCUGAAGCUGUGGCCUGUACUCAGACGGUGCUGGCCAAGCGUAAGUUACUGCAGGCUUAGAUAGCUGCACAUUAUUUAGACGUGUUUUAACUUGUGUAGGUUUCAUCCAAGUCAGAAGAAGAGUCUGAUAAAGAAAAAUCUCACAAAAGAAAGCGUCACAGGAAUAAAUCAAGAACACCAUCUGUGUCUUCACAAUCUGAGUCUGGUGAGUUAUAUACGUUUAAACCUGGAAGGGCUUGUAAUUACAGCCGAUCACCGGUCAAUGAUCGGCAAGAAAUUGCUUAAUUAUGAUCGGCGGAAAAGCAGGGUUUCCAACCUGAAAAAGCAGGGAAAGUCAUGGCUCCAGAUCACUAUGAUCGGGAACGUUAUUUCAAGCCCUGGGGUCCUGGUUUUCAUUUAAAGUACCAAUGCAGUAUUGUACAAUGUAGUACUUUGUUCUGUAAGUAAUAUCAUGUAAAUGUUUCGUAGUUAAGUUUUACACAACCUUUUAUUAAAAUGCGUGUGAAUAUAAAACAUGUUGUCAUUCUCUUUGUAGACAAAGACGUAUCAGGGAAGAAAAAACAUAAAAAAGAUAAAAAGGUAUAGUGUGCUAUAGUUCAUUUGUAGAAGGGUUUUUGUAGAUGGACAAAAAGAUUUUGUAGAUUGAACCUGCGAUUCCCGUGCAGCGCUCUAACCAACUGAGCUACAGAAAGACAGUUGUCGAACCGUAACCGCAUAUAAGUCUGAAUCAUUGACUUAAUGUCAUGUUUGUGGUUUAUUUAAUUCCCUCUUUUAUCUCUUUAUAGAAAACGAAGAAAAGACGUCGCCAUUCGGUAGGUUUAUAGAUGUUUGUUAUAUACAUGCUUUUAAGCGUGGGGGAUGUUAUUACAGCAGUUCUGUUCUGCCUUUUAGCCAUCAUCCGGUUCCGAAUCUGAUGAAACACGCAAAGACAAAGACCGUGAACGCGAAAAAGAAGAACGUGAACGCGAAAAAGAAGAACGUGCUCGCGAAAAAGAGCGUGAACAGGAAGAGAAAGAACGAAAGGAGAAAGAACGCGAGGAGCGCAAAGAACGUGAAGAACGCAAGGAACGUGAAGAACGCAAAGAGCGUGAAGAACGCAAAGAACGUGAAGAACGCGAAAAAGAACGUGCACGCGAGAAAGAACAACGCGAGCGCGAUGAGGAGAAAGCUCGCGAAAAAGAGCGAGAACGGGAAGAACGUGCACGUGAGAAGGAGCAACGUGAUCGCGAACACGAAGAACGUGAGCACGAAGAAGACGAUAGAGCACGCGAUAAGGAAACGAAGAAAACGAAAGAGGGAAAGAAAGAAAAACGAAGUGAGAAGAAGAAAAAAGAAAAGAAAACGGAAAAGAAACGGAAAGAAAAGUCUAGAAAAGAAUCUGACGAAUCACAAUCUGAGGAGGAAGUGCCAAAAAAGAAAAAGGUAGUUUAUUUUUUUUAUUAACUUCACAAUCAAUAACAUAUAUUAAUAAAUGAUUGAAGGAAAAGGACAACAGAUCUUAAAUAAGAUCCAAUUCAGUGCCACCAAAACACAAGUAGAAAAUGUAUUCACCAAAUAAUACAAAUAAAAAUAGGAAAAAUUUUAUAAAACGUCAACUUGGAUUCGAUUCUCAAAAACAAACGUGUUCGUUUCUCUUGUACUGCGCAUGCUUGUAAAUAUACGUUGCCAAAAUAUACGUUCUAAUAACAUCUUGACACUUUAUCUCACUAGUACUGUCUUUUGCUCUUAACAAAAUAUAUGUUUUUUUAUAACUUUUUAGAGUUUUUAUACUAAUUUUUACAGUUUACACGUUUACGUCUUUACGAACAAGUAAUGUCAAAGGAGCGACACUUUGUAAACAAAGAUUUCCAAGUUCUUGGUCGAUCGACAUCAAAAUCUAAGCUCACUUUAUUUAUACAGGAUAGCUCUGCCAUUUCUAAACUGUUCUUCCUAGUGGUCCAGUAAGGAUCAUCUCGUAUUGAUUACGCUUUUUAAUAAACAUUCCACAACAUAUAUUAUUCAUUCAAGUCUAAGAACAACAAACUAGAGAAUAUUUUUUAUUUCAUUAAUUUAUUUACCACGCCUUCACCAUACCGGCAUCAUUUAAGAGACGACAAAUAAUUGUUUGACUAUUAGAGGCUCAAAGAUUGUUCUUUUUUCUAGACCGAGUGGAAUACUUCAUCUAGCGAGAGUGAAAGUGAGCUACAGAAUAGAAGAAUAGCGUUACUACGUCAGCUACAGGAAUCAUAGCGACGACACUGUAGUAUACUGACAUUUCAACAAUCACUCUUUCAAGGCUAUGAUCAAUUUCCACUCGUGGAUAUUGCGUCAACUUUCCACUGGCGGCAGAGAAGAUAUGGUAACUGAUUUUAUUUUAAACGCAAGAUAGUUUUACAUUUUCCGAGGGGUCGUGCUCUGUAUACCUUCACAGCCAGGGAGAGCUGGUUUUAACACUGUUUUAAAUUGCGAGACAAAUGCUGUUUCAAAAACGUCUGCUGUUCUUUUUUCGUGGUUUUCAAUUAGUCAACAUUCGAGUUAAAACUGCGCAUUGAUUUGCAAAAAGUGACUUUUUGCUUCUUUUCAUUUGAUUUUAAUAUACGGAGUAUAAUUUUGUGAACUAUUGUAAUCUUCACAAAAUUUUGUAGUUCUUUAAGUUUGAAAUGCAAACACACCUUCAGCUACGCCCACACAAUGCGCGCUGAUUUUAGAUCAUCUUGAAUGUUUGAAAAAAUAUACGCAGAGAAAAUCACAUCUCUAAAGGCCUGAUUCCACGGGCGCUUUUUCUCGGCGAAAUGCGAAAUAUUUCGCCUGUUUCUUUUGAAUUGCGACCACUCGAAUAAAUUAUUUCUACUUGAUUGCCCACAAUUCAAAAGAAACAGGCGAAAUAUUUCGCAUUUCGCCGAGAAAAAGCGCCCGUGGAAUCAGGCCUUUAUACACUGUUUAUCGCUUAUAUACUAUACCGAACAUAACUAAACCUUUAAGUAUAUAGAAACUUUGUACAUCACUAAAACUUUCCAAAAGUUUCAAGAAAUUCUUAUAUAGUCUGUUUCAUAAUAAAGUCUGUUCGCUAAACUCUAAAAAUUUCUUUUGUGUCGUUGAGUCUUGAUCCGGGGACAAUGAUGACGUCAUCAGCAGAACUAAAAAUAAAUAGAAACAUAACCAUGAAUAGGUGAACGUCUCGCAAAGCACUAAGAUUGAUUGUAAACCACAUUUAAAACGCAUUAGACAAUGAUUUUAAGCAAACCUUCCAUCUGUUUCCACAUUCUUGGCAGUAAACGAAUGUCGUCAUCGGUUCGUCUGCACUUCGCGUUUGUACCUGGGGGAAAUUUGUAAAUACAACAC
Messenger RNA from Paramuricea clavata, 14282 nucleotides. The record is from the annotation of a GenBank genome assembly. NCBI's taxonomy places the organism in Eukaryota, Metazoa, Cnidaria, Anthozoa, Malacalcyonacea, Plexauridae.